CACACCUAGCCUACUAUGCUGAGUAGCUCACACUGGUUUUUGCAGCGGCUGCGAGACACCAGUCAGUAUGUCCUUGGGGAGCUGACCGCACUGGAGAGUGAACAGAGGCAGAUAGACUCUCGGGCGGCUGUCGUUGAGAAGAAACUACGCAGGAUCAUGGAAACAGGUCGUGACAGGGUGGAGGAGGAGGAUCUGAUCCAGGAAUGGUUCGUGCUGGUUAAUAAGAAAAACGCACUGAUUCGGAGACAGGACCAACUGCAGCUUCUGGAGGAGGAACAUAAUCUCGAGAGGAGGUUUGAGCUACUGAACCGGGAGUUACGGGCAAUGAUGGGCAUCGAAGAGUGGAAGAAGACGGAUGCCCAGCAGCGGCGAGAGCGAUUGUUACUGGAGGAACUGGUCUCCCUGGUCAAUAAGCGGGACAGCCUGGUUCGAGACCUGGACGCCAAGGAGAGAUUCGCUGAGGAGGAAGACGCCCGUCUGGAGCGAGGCCUGCAACACAGGCGUCAGAAGUAUAGCCGCCGGGAGAAAUGCGUGAUAAACUGAGCGAGCGAGGCAGAGAAGGAGAGAGAGAGAGAUGGAGAGAAAAAAAAAUGGCGACAACUAGGGGGCUGAGGCAGCCCAGUGAGAGCCGGCGCCAUCUUGAGGGUGACAAUUUGGCGCUCGACGACGCUAUUUCGGUUCUUCGCCCCUGCUGGAAGGCCGAGACUAUUCGGUCAGGAGUGCGUCUCUCACCAGGAGGAGAGAGCGAGCAAGGGGGUGGCCAGAAAGGUCAAGGAUGGGAGGGGGAGGGGGGGUGGGGGGAGGGGUUGCUAGCGGUGCGUUGGUCGGAGUCGGACCUGUUUGUCACGGGACUUGAAAAUGCUCCCCAGGCUCAUAUCCACCCACCCAACCUCUUCCCUGCUCCCCCGCCCCCCCACUCCCUCCCACAACCGCCCAUGCAGUCUCUGGUCCCCCAGCUGCCAGUUUCUGCUGCUCCCACCCCUCCCUCCCAAAUCGGUGAAGCUUGAAGUUAGCCAGGCCUCCUGGCUAGGGGAGGAUGGCAGACAGGGUUGCGUCUGAGGAGGUUUAGUUGAGGGAUGGGGGCGAGUGGCCAGUUGGGGGAGGAGGAGGAGGAGGAGGAGGAAGGGGUGAUGACUCUAUUGACUCUUAAACGUCCCCUCUCCUGCGCAAAGAGAGAUGCCUUACCGCCCGAUUGUGGGGGGGG
This is a messenger RNA of Chiloscyllium plagiosum (whitespotted bambooshark), 1204 nucleotides long. The record is from RefSeq and is a predicted model, not a curated record. NCBI's taxonomy places the organism in Eukaryota, Metazoa, Chordata, Chondrichthyes, Orectolobiformes, Hemiscylliidae.